AGCCUGCAGACGCGCAUGCUGUGUUAUUUAUCAUGGCUCAGUUUAAAUACUGGAGACGCGUGUCUUCUCCCUUCUAAAACACAGUCGGUAGUUGAACUUCAUCUUUUGUGUGUGGCAAUAAUCACUGCCUGUUGCCACCCACUAGUUUGUUUGUCGACUCGUAGUAUUUAGGAUUAAAAUGGUCAUCAAGGUUUACAUCGCCUCCUCAACCGGCUCGCGAGCGGUAAAAAAGCACCAGCAGGCAGUGGUGGGUUUCUUGGAGGCCAAUCGGAUCAGCUUCCAGGAAGUAGACAUCACCAUGCUGGAGGAGCAGAGGCUCUGGAUGUACCGAAACAUCCCCAGAGACAAGCAGCCGGAGAAAGGCAACCCACUGCUUCCACAGAUAUUCAACGAGGAUCGCUACUGUGGGGACUAUGAAGACUUCUUCCAGUCAAAGGAGGACAACACUGUGUUCACAUUCCUUGGGCUCAGUUCCCAACCCUCGGUGAAAGAUUCUGAGUCAUAGCCGAGGUCAAACCGCUGGUACAUGACGUCCCGGGAACCUUAAAAUAUGAAGAUGAAAACCGCAUGGCUUCCUGUGUUGUAUCACCUCUUCUCACGUGUUCCUCCUGCUCCAGCAUCUUGCCAAACAUCAGACCCCACGGAUUUCCACCUGUGUGACCUCUCCUGACUCGUUAAUCACUCCAAUCACUCUAGUCUCCAAGAAAUGUCUGAUUCUCCAGAUAGACUUAAUCACAGAAGAAGGGGAUUGACUUCAUGAUGGAUGCAUUUGUGUUUACGUUUCAGGUUUAAUACACUGUGACAGCAAGCGCCGGCAGUGGCAUCAAUUCUGUGCACAUUAGAUGUAGCAGCUUUUGCAUCGGUAGACCAGCUGCUUUAGGUCAAUGUACAAUGCAGUGAAUGGGGAAAGAACUAAGAACUAGCACACAAGUCUCCUGAAUACACACCUAUGACCUUUAUUGUGUGUGUAUAUGCCUUAGUAUGUGUAUGAGUGUGUGUCUGUUUCAAUCAAUAGCUGUUAAGGAAGGAUGUGUUAACUAAGAGCAACCUGAAAUAACUGUGCGUGUGUGUGUACAUGUGUGGGAGUGAGGAUGCUUUCUCAAAGGUGACAGUGACAAUGUUUGUCAUCUAAAGUAGAUGACACCAAAUGCUAAGAAUCCUAAAUCAUAUGAGGGAUGGACAUGAUACCUAAUAUCAUUGCCAGCCUUCAUGUUAAGUAUUUAUUCACUGUCAUCAAAAGAAACCUUAUACUUGUAUCAUUCCACUGCCAAACUACUUUGAUUAAAGGACUGGGUGGCAGUUAUUAUAUGUUUUGUUUUUAUAUCUUAUAGUCUAGAAAUCCAAUAAAAAGAUCCAAACCAACAAUGUGUCAGUCUCUUACGUUCUGACUUCCAUAACCUGUCUGUGGCACUCAGCCCAUAAGUCUUUUUAAAUAGGAUUCAAUUAUAUAGUUUCAUGUCUUAAAAGGCCAAUUAGUUCCCUAUAACAGCAGGGCACUGUAGUU
Molecule: messenger RNA, 1504 nt
Organism: Anarrhichthys ocellatus (wolf-eel)
Lineage: Eukaryota; Metazoa; Chordata; Actinopteri; Perciformes; Anarhichadidae
Gene: sh3bgrl2
Product: SH3 domain binding glutamate-rich protein like 2
Exons: 4
Coding region: 179-505 (108 amino acids)
Cellular component (GO): cytoplasm
Source: RefSeq, a predicted model, not a curated record